AUGGCGCAAUAUGGCGUCGUCCUCGACGCCGGUUCCUCAGGAACCCGUGUGUAUAUUUACAAGUGGAAGAACCACGCCGCCGCCGUGAAGGAUGCCUCCGUCACGCAGCUCAAGACCCUCCCCAAGAUCAAGCUCAAGGAAAGCAAGAAGAUUCACCCCGGUGUCUCGACCUUUGCCGACAAACCCUCCGAAAUUGGUGUCAACCAUCUCGCCGACCUGAUCAAGAUCGCCCUCGACGAAGUCCCCGCCGAUAAGGUCUCCGAGACGCCCAUCUACCUCAUGGCCACAGCUGGCAUGCGUCUGCUACCGAAGCCGAAGCAAACAGCCCUUCUCCAGUCCAUGUGUACAUACCUACAAGCGAGUACCAAGUUCAUCCUCCCCGACUGCAAUGCCCAUAUUCAGGUCAUUUCCGGCGAAACCGAGGGUCUAUACGGCUGGAUCGCGGCCAACUACCUGCUCGGUGGCUUCGAUCAUCCUGAAGAGCAUGAUCAUGGCAAGAACCACCACACAUAUGGCUUCCUCGACAUGGGUGGCGCGUCCGCCCAGAUCGCCUUUGCGCCGAACGCGACCGAAUCCGAAAAGCACUCGAACGAUCUGAAGCUUGUCCGCAUGCGGACACUCGAUGGCUCUCCUGCCGAGUACAAGGUCUUUACUGCGACUUGGCUCGGCUUUGGAGCCAAUGAGGCUCGUAACCGUUAUGUUGAGAGUCUGUGGGAUCAGUACGGUGGAAAGACGAUCCAGGAGGUUCCUGAUCCGUGUAUGCCUGUUGGUCUAACAACUACCUUGAGAGGUGACUACGUCGAGGGUAAGGUUAAUGAGCCAGUUCUGGUCGGCACCGGAAAAUUCGACGAAUGCCUGAGCGUCACAUACCCUCUCCUCGGCAAGGACAAGCCAUGCCCGGAUCAGCCCUGCUUGGUUAACGGCCAACACGUACCGGGCAUUGAUUUCGAUAUCAACCACUUUGUUGGAGUUUCUGAGUAUUGGCACACAACACAUGGCGUUUUUGGUGGAAAGCAUACGGCGUACGACCUCGCCUCGUACCAGUCCAUUGUCCACGACUUUUGCACCAGUGAUUGGUCGGAUAUCGAGAGCGAGCUGGAAAAGCGCAAGAAGUCGCCGGAGAAGAAGGCUGAGGAGGCUCGCGCCGCAUGCUUCAAGGCCUCCUGGCUCAUCAACAUGCUGUACGACGGCAUCGGUAUUCCUCGAGUCGGUUUGGAAGGUGGUCACGGAAAUAGCACUGCCAAAGAGACGGACAAGAUGGAGGAUCCCUUCAAGCCGGUGGACAAGAUCGAUGGCAUCGAACUGAGCUGGACACUGGGAAAGAUGGUCCUGUACGCUGCCGGCCAAGUCCCUCCUCAAGGCACAGCGUUGCCUGUUGGCUUCGGUACCAAUGUGGAAAAGGGAACGCCUGACGAUUUCGAGCACGCUGGUUCUGUUCCGAUUGGCUCUCAUACUGGCGACGACGACGAUGACGAUCUGGACGACAUCUUGAAGAAGCCCGGAUCCUCUACCACCGGGAUUGUUGCAUUCGUGUUUGUUCUUCUUUUGGUGGCUUAUCUUCUCCGCAAGCCUGAACGAAGAAGAAAGAUAUUCGGCAUGGUGCACCGUCGCAAGCGUUCUGGAAGGCCCGGUCGCUCUCUGGCCAGCAAGCUUUUCGGAAGGAAUUCGUUGGGAUCGUAUGAGAGGGUCAUGGAGGAGGGUGAUCUUUCCGACUUUGAGCUUGGCGAUGUCGACUCGGACGAAAACGACCACUCCGAUAGCAGCAGCAAUGGGUCCCGGAAAGGACGGGCGUCUGGUCUGGCAACACCCAGCAUCGGCCUAGGACAACCUGGGGAUCUCCUACGACCUCCCUUGGCAAUGGACCGCGCUGGACUUGUGAUUCGAACUGAGAGCCGGGAAAGACUAUCGCCAUCCUUGUUGAGCGCCGGGCGAAAGAGUCGGAAUGUCAGCCCAACACGGACCAAGAGCCCAUUCAUGACUCCGUUACAAGAGGACUGA
This is a messenger RNA of Fusarium vanettenii 77-13-4, 1998 nucleotides long. RefSeq lists its product as uncharacterized. Bases 1 to 1998 code for a protein of 665 amino acids. Lineage: Eukaryota; Fungi; Ascomycota; Sordariomycetes; Hypocreales; Nectriaceae. The record is from RefSeq and is a predicted model, not a curated record. Gene Ontology annotation, biological process: nucleoside diphosphate catabolic process. The transcript has 2 exons. Gene Ontology annotation, cellular component: membrane. Gene Ontology annotation, molecular function: nucleoside diphosphate phosphatase activity.